AUGAGCGAUCACUAUGAGAGAGUGAAGAUUGAGCUCCAGCAGAUGAAGGAGGCGGAUAACGAGGCCGCGGCCGACGAGGAGCAGCAGUCCCCGGCCUCGGUUUCCCCAUUCCCCGCGGAUGUUUCCUUCACUCCCCGGAGAGACCUGUACAAAAGUAGCAUUAACGGGAGAAGUCGGAGUAAAAGUAGAAGCAAAUCAGACGGUCAUGAGAGACACGUGAACGGUAAACAACUGCCGGAUGUGACCCCGCAGAAGUAUUCACAAGGACAGAGCCGUGUGAGCAAUGAGCCAAACCUUCACAUUAAAGCAACGGCAAAAUUUUUAAAGGGUAAAACGGCGGCAAACGGUCACAUUGAGUCAUCCCAAAGACAGACAAAUGAGAAAUGCGAGUAUCAUAGCAAAGAGGUCAAAAAGAGAAGAGCUGUGACGGUGGACACCUCUAAGGCGAAGACAUCUCUGGAGGCGCUGAAGAUGAGCAUCAGACAGCUGAAGUGGAAAGAGUUUCCGAUGGGUAGGCGGACAGCCUGUGAUAUCUACUGGCAUGGCGUCUCUUUUCAUGACAAUGAGAACAUCAUCUCUGGGCAAAUCAACAAAUUCCCAGGAAUGAUAGAAAUGCUGCGGAAGAUAAACCUGAGUCGUGCCGUGCGUAUCAUCCAGGAGCUGUUCCCAGAGGAGUACAACUUCUACCCAUGCUCCUGGAUCCUGCCUGAGGAAUACCAACUCUUCUCUACACAGAUUCGUCUCCUGAAAGAUAAUGAUUCAACCCUCAAACCCACUUUUAUUGUCAAACCGGACAGCGGAUCCCAGGGCGAUGGCAUCUACCUCAUCCGUGACCCUGCUGACCUUCGGCUCAUCUCAGGUUCUCAGAUCAAACAAGCAGUUGUUCAAGAAUACAUCCAGAAACCCCUGCUCAUCGAUAAACUGAAGUUUGAUAUCCGCCUGUAUGUUUUGGUCCGCUCCUUGGAGCCUCUAGAGAUCUACAUAGCUAAAGAGGGUCUGUAAAGGUUCUGCACAGAACCCUACCUCAUCAAGAAGGUCUGGUCAGAUAUUAUUGCUUUGGUUAUCAAGACAACAGUAAUUGCACUUGUGCCUGAACUGAAGGUGUAUUAUCAGGCAAAUAUACCACCUGGAAAACCAGGACUGACAUGUUUUCAGAUCCUGGGCUUUGAUAUCCUGCUGAUGGAAAACUUGAAGCCUGUUUUAUUAGAGGUCAAUGCCAAUCCCAGCAUGAGGAUUGAACAUGAGCAGGAGGUUUCACCUGGUGUGUUUGAAUAUGUACCGAGUCCAGUAGAUGAAGAGGUGAAAGUGGGUGUGAUCAGAGAUACGCUGCGGCUCCUGGACCCCUCUCAGAGGAAACAACACAUAAUGUCAAGUACAGGGGGCGGUUCACCAGAAGAAGCUAUUGUUGUGGAAACAGGAAGUGAUGAGAAAGAAGGCUUGGCGGAUUCCCUUCCAUCUUUGUGUUUAAAGCAAGUCUUCCCUAAAUACACCAAGCAGUUCAAUUACUUGCGGGUCGUGGAACGCAUCGCUAUCAUUUAACUGCGCUUCCUUGGUGUCAAAGGAACCAUGAGACUUGGUCCGACCAACUUCCGCACCUUCAUCAGGAACUGCAAGCUGAGUAACAGCAGCUUCUCGAUGGCUUCGGUGGACAUCCUGUACAUCGACAUCACGCGUCGCUGGGCUGGAAUGCUCCCUGACUCCAGAAAGGCAGGAAUGUGUCUUCAGGCAUUUAUUGAGGCCUUCUUUUACUUGGCAGCACGCAGGUUCAAGGCUUUACCACUGCGGGAGAAGGUGCUCUUGCUUCUGGAGGUUUGUGAGGGGGCCCUUGAGGGCCAGAGCCACAGCGAGAAGCCACGGCCACACCGACCGCACACAAAUCCCACCUCUUCUCAAUCAUCAGCACCAACCAUGUUUAGCUACCCCGCACUGACACGACAUCACCACCCGCCGCUGCAACUCCCUGCUAAAGCCAACACAGAGAACUGA
This is a messenger RNA of Carassius carassius (crucian carp), 1986 nucleotides long. RefSeq names its product tubulin tyrosine ligase-like family, member 11 (gene ttll11). The record is from RefSeq and is a predicted model, not a curated record. NCBI's taxonomy places the organism in Eukaryota, Metazoa, Chordata, Actinopteri, Cypriniformes, Cyprinidae. Gene Ontology annotation, molecular function: tubulin binding; metal ion binding; tubulin-glutamic acid ligase activity. Gene Ontology annotation, cellular component: cilium. Gene Ontology annotation, biological process: microtubule cytoskeleton organization; protein polyglutamylation.